AUGGCUGAUCUUAAAAAUCUUAAAUUUUCUGUUUAUAACCAAGAAACCUUUCCUAAGUCCGAGGAAAUUCAAGGGCCAUCACCUUUUUGGAAUAAAGAUACUGAGGGCCCAUCUUUUAUUAAACCAGAAGAUCGCCAAAAGCCUUUAGUUCCUUCAGGAAAACUUGAUGAAAAGUACAAAAAGGAGGCACUUGAAUUGACUCCACUUCUGGGUACUACAUAUAAUGAGAGUGUUCGAUUAUCUGAUAUCAUAAAGGAUGACAAACUACUUCAAGAUUUGGCUAUUAAGAUAUCUCAGCGAGGUGUUGUCGUUUUUAAAAAGCAAGACGAUCUUACUGUUGAGCAGCAAAAGGAGCUUGUUCAAAAGCUUGGUAUUCUCUCUGGUAAGCCCAAAGGUAAUGGGUUACACAUUCAUCCUACAGCGCCCGCUGGCGGUGUUGUAGGCGAGGACGGUCUUAUUGAUCCUGAAGUCUCUUUUAUUUCUAGCAGGCUUGGAGGUGAGUACAACAAAGAGCAGCGAGAGUAUCCCACUGCUUACAAUUGGCAUUCGGACAUCACAUUUGAACCAGUUCCUGCUGAUUAUUCUUCUUUAAGAUUAGUUGAGCUUCCUCCAACAGGUGGCGACACGUUUUGGGCUAACGGAUACGCUCUCUACGAAAAAUUUUCUCCAUCAUUCCGUUCCUACUUGGAUACUCUUACGGGUACUUACUCUCAACCUAAAUUUAAGGAGUUUAGUGACCGAAAGAGUUUCCAAAUUUACUCCCAAGAACGAGGUGCCCCGGAAAAUGUUGGAGAUGAAAUCAUUUCUACUCAUCCUAUUGUUCGCACCAAUCCUGUUACUGGAUGGAAGACUCUUUUUGCAGUUGGUGAACAUUUCACAAAGUUCAAUGAGCUCACUCCCCUUGAAUCAAAGGCACUUAAGGAGUAUAUUUGGAAUAUUCUUGUUCAAUCACAUGAUCUUCAAGUAAGACACAAGUGGGACAAAUAUGAUAUUGCCAUUUGGGAUAAUAGAUCGACUUACCAUGCCAUCAACAAAGAUGUUUUGUAUUACGAUGAUUUGUUAAGAACUGGAAUUCGUACCUUAAGCAUUGCAGAACGCCCUUAUCUGGAUUCCAACAGCAUUACUCAAACUGAAGGACUUAAGGGAAAAGCUGAAAAGCAGUCAAAAUAA
This is a messenger RNA of Magnusiomyces paraingens, 1170 nucleotides long. RefSeq lists its product as uncharacterized. Bases 1 to 1170 code for a protein of 389 amino acids. Lineage: Eukaryota; Fungi; Ascomycota; Dipodascomycetes; Dipodascales; Dipodascaceae. The transcript has a single exon. Gene Ontology annotation, cellular component: cytoplasm. The record is from RefSeq and is a predicted model, not a curated record. Gene Ontology annotation, molecular function: 2-oxoglutarate-dependent dioxygenase activity.